AGGUCCUGGGGAUGCUGGUGGGGUCGAUGAGCGCCCAUGCACGCUCCGCGUAUUGCCCCGCGGUUCGGCGGUUGUCGGCCAUCAUGGAUCGCCUGCGUGGCUACGUGAACAGAAGCGCCGCCGCUGAAGCAUUGCUGGCGCCCAAGCCGAAGUACUCUUCGUCAUGGAUUGCUCUCGAGCGAGCUUUGGCCUGUCCGGCUCGCCCACGGAUGCAAGAUGAAGCUCGCCGGGACGGUCGGCCAAGUUUGAUUUGAUUAGGAGACGAACUCGAGAGGAAAUCAACUAUGUCUCGACGUAUGUCCCGAUCGUUUCUCGUUCGCGCGCGGUUUGGUUUGUGAAGAGAGCAGUCCGAAAUCCGAAACAGAGCGUGAUUUGGUUUGCUUGGAAAUCGGUAAACCUCAGUCUAUUUAAGCAAGACACCAACCUCCAACUCCAAACUCGAUCGACUACCCCGACUCACCGCGACACGCGAUUCCCUCUGGGACUAGUAGAAGUCGAAGCAGUCCGUACGUCCGCAGCCAGCACCGCCGCAUCCGAUGGCGUCCACGCCGGCGCCGGCGCGGCAGCAGUGCUCCCCCGACGAGGUCGAGGACAUCAUCCUCCGCAAGAUCCUCCUCAUCACCUUCACGCCACCAUCCUCGCCCAACCCCGCCGUCGCCUACCUCGAGCUCACAGCCGCCGAGCUCCUGUCCGAGUCGCGCCCCCUCCUCGCGCUGCGCGACAACACCGAGCGCAUCCUCAUCGGCCGGCUCUCCCUCGCGGACCCGCCCGCAAACUCGCCGCCCCCCUUCGCCUUCCUCACCGCCGCCUUCCGCCGCGCUGCCGACGAGGCACGCAAGAUCAGCACAAUCCGCGACGCCGGCCUCCAGGCGCGCCUCAGAACAUCCAUCGCCCACACCCGCGGACUCAUCCUCUACUACGCGCGCAUCGUCGCCAGUAACCCAACCAUCUUCCCGUCGCCGCCCAAUGCGCCCCACCCGGCCGCGGAGCUGCUCAUCUUUCUACUCGCCGAGGCCACCGACUCGCUAGACCCUACCCCAGCCCCCGGCGCCCUGCCGCCGCCGGGCUUUCUGGACGAGCUCCUCGGGAACGUGGACUACGAGGCCAUCGAGCCGGUGAUGGGUGAGUUGUACGAGCGUCUCAAGCAGAGAGUUGACAAGGUGUCAGCGCUCGGUGACUUCCAGCGGCCACUCCGUGUGCUCAGGCGGCUGGUCGGAAUCCCCAGCUGCGCCAAGGCUCUAGUGCAACACCCCAGGUGGAUUCCAAAGAAUCAAACUAUGCUCAUUGGGGAAGGAAGAGCCAUAGAGCUCUCCAGCUUGCUCGGAGCCUUCUUCCACGUGAGCGCGAUCCCCGACCGUGAGUUCGCAAGCAAGCCCGAUGUCGGCCAACAGUGCUUCUCCUCACUCCGGCCAGCUGACUUGAUGUCAUCUUUCUCUACUAUCAAGAGUGUUAUGAAUUGCUUGCAGGACGGACUAAGGGAUGUUCUUUUGGUGCUGCUUAAAAAUCUGGAGACUCGAGACAAGGUCCUUGAGUACCUAGCAGAGGUGAUCAACAAAAAUGUGGGAAGAUCCGGCAUGCAGGUGGACCCUUUGAAAUGCGCUAGCUCGGGUAUGUUUGUCAAUCUUAGCGCUGUGAUGCUCCGUCUAUGCGAGCCUUUCUUGGAUCAAAUGGAGUCUAAGAAGGACAAGAUCGAUGUCAAGUAUCUGUUCUGCAACGAUAGAAUCAAUUUCAAAGAUUUGACCGCGAUAAGUGCCUCUUCAGAACAAGUGUCUUCAUGGACAGAGAGCUGGAGCCAUGCACAUGCUCAAGAUGAUCCCUGUGAUGGAGUGGCUUGCUCAGGCAAAAUUAGUAGUUCAGAGAGAGGCUCGAAAAAACAGAAUUUCUCGUUUAUUUGCGAAUGUUUCUUCAUGACAGCAAGGGUGCUCAAUAUGGGGUUGAUGAGAGCUCUAGCAGACUUCAAACACCUCUCUCAGGAUCUCGCAACAUAUGAAGAUGAUUUGGAAUCAAACAAAGCAUUGAGAGAACAAUCCGUAAGUUCACCACAGCUUGAGCAAGAUAUAGAACGCUUGGAGAAGAUGGUCGCGGCUUUAUCACAAGAAAAGUACUGCUAUGAAGCUCAGAUACUAAUAGACGGUGAUUUUCUUCAGCGUGCACUAUCUUUCUACAGAUUAAUGAUAUUGUGGUCAGCAGAUCUUGUUGGCGGAUUUAAGAUGCCUUUGCCAUCACAAUGCCCCAAGGAGUUUUCUUGCAUUCCGGAGCAUUUUCUUGAUGAUGCCAUGGAUUUACUUGCCCUAACCUCUGGAGUUGAUAAAGCUUUGGAAGGCUUCCCAUUGGAUGACUUCCUCAAUUUCAACAUCAUGUUCAUGGCCAGUUCUUCUUACAUUAAAAAUCCUUAUCUGAAAGCAAAGAUGGUUGAAGUUUUGAAUUGCUGGAUGCCACAAAGAAGCGGCUUGACAUCCACAGCCUCGUUAUUUGAGGGGCACCAACUAUGCCUUGAUUAUCUAGUAAUAAACCUUCUAAAGCUUUAUGUGGACAUUGAGUUUACUGGCUCUCAUACACAGUUCUUUGACAAAUUUAAUAUUCGACACAAUAUUGCUGAGCUUCUGGAAUAUUUAUGGGAUGUUCCUAGUCAUCGACAUGCUUGGAGACAAAUAGCUAAACAAGAGGAGAAGGGUGUGUACUUGAAUUUUCUGAACUUCCUUAUCAACGAUAGCAUCUAUCUUCUCGAUGAGAGCUUGAACAGAAUUCUUGAACUCAAGGACAUAGAGACUGAAAUGGCUAACAUUGUUGCGUGGAAUAGCAGACCCGCUAAAGAAAGGGAGGAGCGUUUGCGAGUACUUCAUCAGUCAGAGAAUGUUGUUCGUUUUGAUAUGAAGCUGGCAAAUGAGGGUGUUGGGAUGCUUGCCUUCACGUCAGAACAAAUUCCAGCACCGUUGCUUCUUCCUGAAAUGGUGGAAAGGGUGGCAAGCAUGUUAAAUUACUUCCUCUUGCAACUUGCUGGUCCACAAAGGAAAUCGUUGACCGUAAAAGAUCCCAAGAAGUAUGAGUUCAAGCCGAAGCAGUUGUUGACAAAGAUUGCUACCAUCUAUGUUCACAUCGCAAGGGGUGAUAAGGAAGAUAUCUUUCCUGCUGCAAUCUCGAAAGAUGGACGAUCAUACAAUGAGCAGCUGUUUGCUAGUGCAGGUAAUAUUUUGUGGAAGAUCGGGGUAGAUCCACAGAUCAUACAGGAGUUUACACAACUCGCCGGUAAGGCAAAAACUGCUGCCUCUGAGGCCAUGGAUGCUGAAGCAAUCCUUGGGGACAUACCAGAUGAAUUUCUGGAUCCAAUUCAGUAUACUCUCAUGGAAGAUCCUGUGAUAUUACCAUCGUCGAGGGUCACAAUCGAUCGUCCAGUUAUUGUCCGGCAUUUGCUAAGUGAUAGUACCGAUCCGUUCAACCGUUCCCAUCUCACACAAGACAUGCUUUUACCAGACAUAGAUCUCAAGUUGCGCAUCCAAGAGUUUGUCAGGUGUCAGCAGUUCAGGGCACGACCGGCUGCCAACUCCGAGAUGGGGGAGCCUGAUGGUGCUGCUGAUAUGGCCGAAUGAACUGCGAGGAGCUGGGAUAGACAAUUUUUGUCGAAACAUACAUUAUACUAUUCAUGAGGCAUCAAGUCGAUUAUAUGGGUUCUCCCCUACUUCUGCCCCUGCCUUAAUUCUUUGUAAAUGUUGUAAACUGAUCUCCGCAAAUCUAAAUUUAGCAUACAAAUCUAAUGACUCGGCAAGAAAAAGAACAUGUAUUGUCACUAGGUACAUUGGUCAUUCGGUUAUGGGAAGUCCAUUUGUUUUUUUUUUUUUUUUUUUUUUACCCGUUUUUUCUUUGUUUGUGCAACCUUGCAAACCAUCUGGUGACGUGGAAGUACGACGUCCUGACUGGGUUACUGAAUCCAACUUUUAGUCGUGAAAAACAUCUCAUUUGUACAAUUUUAUUGUUGUGCGCAUAUAAGGUACGCUGUCAUGUGUUGAGAAACACAAAUGAUUUGAUAUGGCAACAAGGACACAUAUAAGGUACAUGCCCAAGAGUAGACCAUUGCAACAUAGCUUAGUUACUCUGUCAGACCUGGGCAUUACAGGUCCGAAACAGUGACAAGUGCGUCGAGACUAAGAUUUAGAUGGUGAAGCGUGCAACUGUCGAUACUUCACAACUGAGCAGAAAUAAGAAUAGAUUAGUUGUUGUUUAGCAACUCU
Lolium perenne is the source of this 4226-nucleotide messenger RNA. Its product is annotated as probable ubiquitin conjugation factor E4. Gene Ontology annotation, cellular component: cytoplasm; nucleus; ubiquitin ligase complex. The record is from RefSeq and is a predicted model, not a curated record. Gene Ontology annotation, molecular function: ubiquitin-ubiquitin ligase activity. NCBI's taxonomy places the organism in Eukaryota, Viridiplantae, Streptophyta, Magnoliopsida, Poales, Poaceae. Gene Ontology annotation, biological process: ERAD pathway; ubiquitin-dependent protein catabolic process; protein polyubiquitination.